AUGGAAGAAGUAUUGAACAAAUAUGGCUUUGAGUAUCAACUCAAACCACAGCAGACACGCAUCAUUAAUUCAGUGGUGGAAAAACAAAACAUCAUAGGUAUUUUACCAACUGGUUUUGGUAAAAGUGAUACUUUUAUCAUUCCACCAUUGUUAUUGGACCAGUGUAGUAUUGUUUUCACAUCCCCUGAAUCCAUCAUGAUGGAACCUUGGAGGGGGAUGUUAAGAAAUGUUCACUAUAAGGAGAGGCUUAUCUUGUUGGUCUGUGAUGAAGCCCACUGCAUUGUUGAAUGGGGUGAUGAUUUUAGGCCUGAAUACAAAAAAAAUAAUGUACUCAGAAGUUUGGUAACCUGCCCUUGGUUAAUUCUGACUGCCACUGCUACAGAAGCCAUGAUGAAUAUAAUGUUAUUACACCUUUUGUUUGAAGAAAAUGAUAUUACUACUGUUGCUACUGUACCUGACAGGCCAAACAUAGUUUUGCAUUAUAAAAACAAUGGCAAAAUGAAAUAUGAAGAGGAACUUGACUGGUAUCUUAAUGAUCUCUCCAAGAAUGGUGUAAAUGCUAAAAAGGUUAUCAUCUAUUGUAGAUCUCUUAGUCAGGUUUCUGAUAUCCAUGAACAUCUUGUCUAA
Molecule: messenger RNA, 627 nt
Organism: Saccoglossus kowalevskii
Lineage: Eukaryota; Metazoa; Hemichordata; Enteropneusta; Harrimaniidae
Biological process (GO): double-strand break repair via homologous recombination; telomere maintenance
Cellular component (GO): cytoplasm; nucleus; nucleoplasm
Molecular function (GO): 3'-5' DNA helicase activity; ATP binding; four-way junction helicase activity
Source: RefSeq, a predicted model, not a curated record